Messenger RNA from Motacilla alba alba, 2992 nucleotides. It is a transcript of the gene FBXO16, whose product is annotated as F-box protein 16. Lineage: Eukaryota; Metazoa; Chordata; Aves; Passeriformes; Motacillidae. The coding region runs from base 39 to 1214 and encodes 391 amino acids. The transcript is spliced from 9 exons. Gene Ontology annotation, molecular function: protein binding. The record is from RefSeq and is a predicted model, not a curated record.
GGCUGGCACCGCCCCCCCAGGGUUGCCAUAGCGACGGGAUGCGGACGGGCGGGAGGAGGAAGAGGAGGAGGCGGCGUCAGCAGGCCGGAGGAGGAAGCCCCGUCGGUGAAGGAGGAUCCACCCUCCCCAUGGCAUUUGCACCUCCCAAAAUCCCGGAUGGCUCCAAGCUCCGGCUGAGCUCGUGGACUCCCCUGAACCACCAGCUCAUGAACGACAAGGUAUUUGAAGAAAGAAGAGCCCUGCUUGGAAAAUGGUUUGACAAGUGGACAGAUGGCCAGAGGAGGAGGAUCCUGGUGGACCUGCUGGAACGCUGCUCCCUGUCCCAGCAGAAAUUCUGUGCCAAGCAGCUCCAGGCCCGAGUCCCCACCGAGGCCGUCGAUUUUACCACGAAGCUCCCUCGAGUCCUGUCCUUGUACAUCUUUUCUUUCCUGGAUCCACGGAGCCUCUGCCGAUGUGCACAGGUGAGCUGGCACUGGAAGUACCUGUCGGAGCUGGACCAGCUGUGGAUGCUGAAGUGCCUGCGUUUCGGGUGGCUCCUCAACUUCUGCCCCACGCCCUUCGAGCAGGGCGUCUGGAAGAAACACUACAUCGAGAUGGUGAGGGAGCUGCGCCUCACCAGGCCCAAGACACCUUCCAAGGACGAGUUCAUCGUUAUCGAUGUGCAACCCGUAAAAAGCAACGUCCCAGAGAAGAAACUUUCUGUGGCAGGGCUGGGGACAAGCAGGGGGAAAAAAGAGCUCCCUCCUUGGCGUUCAUCCGACAGGAACCCCACGGACACCAUCCGCUACAACUACCUGGACAACUACGACCCCAUCGAGCAGGCCAGGCAGGCGAGGAGGAAGGGAGGAGGUCACACCCCCGACCUGAGCAGGCAGGCGGCCGAGAGGAAGAAGAGAGGCGCUCGUGGAUCCGCUCAGCUCCGGAAGGUGAAAUCCCUGUUAUCCCUCUCAGCAGAUCCCGAGCCUGUCCCAAAGCCUCCGCUCCAUCCCAGCUGGGCCAGGCCGGACCGGAGCGGGGCCCCGCCGGCCAAGGCUCUGGCCCAGAGCUCCCGCUGGAACGCCGGCAUCCGCCCGGGACCCGUCCGAGCGCCACCACCGCGGCACGGAGGAGCUGCAGAUGCCACCGGGGGGGACACCAGGUCCCCGUCACCUCCUCUGUUUGAGGCUCAGCCCUGGCACAUUCCUUCAUCCAACCAAGGAUCCGACACGGAGUGAGGGAGGAUCCACAUCAUCCUUCAUCCAAGCAGAACACAAAUUUAUCCCCCUGGCACAGGGAAACGACGGGAAAGUUCCUGCUGGCUUUGGGAUCUGAACCUGUCUUCCCGUAGCUGGUGCUACAUUCCCUUUUCCUUCUGGGCACACCCGGAAUAUUGACCUUGGAGAAGCUUCCUUAGAUCCCUGCCAGAGCUGCUGGACCUCAUGGGAGGUUUCUUGUGGAUCAUUUGGACAUCCUGGGGCACAUUCCAUGGAAAACCUGAAACCUGGAGACAGAAUUCCUUUCUCACGUCAAAGCAAUUCCGUCUUUUCUGUUGUGACAGCAAGAAGGAAAUCAAAUCCAACACUCUGGAUUUGCACACGGAUCCACGAGGAGCUGGAAUUUAGGAAAUUGGGAAUCCCAUGCUCUCUCUCGUUGGUCUUCUCUGCAAUUUGGGAAAUUCCCAGAAAAUGCAACAAAGAGCAGUUUUUGAGGAUAAGGGGAUUGAAAGCACUGUGACCUGAAUUUACCCCAGAGAGCUGGGACAAAACUGAGCCUUUCCACACAUCAGGAAAAAUCAUGGCAAGCACACAAAUCCGCAGCAUUUAUGGACAAAAAUCACAUUUGAGAGGAAAUUCCAACACCGAUCACGGAGCCACAGGACUAUUAAGGCUGGAAAAGACCUUUUAGAUCCCCCAAUCCCUGCCCAUUUCCUCAAACCAUGCCCACAGGUUGCCGCAUCCACAGGUUUUCCAGACGCUCCCAGGAGUGGGGAUUCCAUUCAGUGGAAUGAAGAUUCCAUUCUUUCCAUGAAGAAAUUGUUCCUAAUAUCCAACCCGAUCCUCCCCUGGUGCAACUCGAGGACGUUUCAAGGUGGAUUAGGAGGAAACUUCCGCUCUGUGAGCAGAUUAAUCUGUGUCACCUGAGGGUUUCAUGGAUUUUGGGAACACCGCGGCAUUCCACGGACUGAGAACAUCCAAAUAACUGAUUUGACAACUCAGUGCAGUUGCCUCUCCUAGAUUUGGGGUUUUUUUCUGGUUUUUCUGGGUUCUUGGAAGGAUGAGUUCAUCCCAACCAACAUGAAGGCCUAAAACUUGACAAAUCUGAGCUGCCACCUCCCAAAAAAAUCAGCCAGGAACUUGCAGAUGGGAAUAAUCUCCUGUAUCUUCAGAUCUGUUAAUUAUGCAGGAGAACAGACUGACGGAUUUUGAAGAAAGCGAAACUUUGAGGAUUUGAAGUGAGGUGGAACAAACCAAAACAUUCACCAGCAUCAAUCCCUGGAAUUGCAAAUCUCUCCUCACCAGCCUUUUCAAAACUUUUUUCCUCCCAAAAUUCCCUAAACCGGGGCAGUAGGAAACCAAGUUAAACCAAUCACUCCACAGGUGCUUCCUUGGCUUCCUAAACCCAAGAUUUUUUAUUUUUAUUUCCAUUAGGCAGCAGCCGAGGGUCAGAUCCACUUUCCAAGCAUGGAAAUUAUGUCAACAGUUUAUCUUUUCCCAUCAAUAUUCCCUGGAAUUGUGCAAUUCCCAGGAUCUGAGCGGCCUCGGACAGGUUUUGUGCCUUUACUGCUUCAAAAGUGCUCGUUGCACAUUUUAAAGCUUAAACCUCUGAUUUAUAUUUUUAAAAUUUAUUUUAUGUUUUAAAAAGUUGUAAAUCAGAGAAGGUUUAAGCUUUAAAAUGAUGCUAUAAAAUAAUAAACAGAACUGUCCAGGAGCGUGUUGAGCCAAGUCAAUUAUCCUUGGAAUAGCAGCAGACCUACAGAAAUUAAUCAGAAUAAAAUCAGAUGUACUUACGCUGU